GAAUGGAAAUUCCAAGAACGGUCAGACACCUCAAAACCCUACUUCCGCCACCGAUCAGUCCAACCCAAGACGCAACGUUUUUCAACGCUAUUCAUUCCUUGCCUUGCUCUCGAAUGACAAACCAAAGUACAAAAAUCUAAAAGUUCAACAAGAGAGUUCUAAAGCCCAAGUACAAAGUAAAAGUUCAAGAAGUGCAGACCGGAGAUUUUUAUAUCGGAUAUUGAAACGAAACUAUUGCGACAUAAGUGAGUGCUAUCAGUAGUUUAACAACAAGGGGAAUUAAGACUAGUCUGCUGUUUUGCUCAAAACAAACAUCAAGAACAAAGAUAGUUUUCAUAGUGGAUUUGAUCACCACGGAGUAAAGAAGGCGGUGAUGCGUUCUGGCCUUGGAAAUUUUACACCAGACUUGGGAAACUGAUGCCUGAUAUAAACAGCUCGUACUCUCACGACUGCUAUCUAUUUAGUUUUGGACGCUUCGCCAUCGAAUGCUGGUCGCAAUGUUAACAACAAGCACAACGAUCGCUAUUUUGUUAACUCUCACGUCGGUUUCGGCUAUCACCAAUGACCGCCCGAUAAUCGGUAUCUUGUCUCAGAAGGUGUCGGAUGUAAUAAACGGGAACUAUGGUAAUAUCUAUGACAGCUACAUAGCCGCCUCGUAUAUUAAAUUUGUCGAGGGAGCUGGCGCAAGAGUUGUACCAAUUUGGAUUGGGAAACCUAAAUCGUAUUACGAUGAUAUCUUGUCGAAGAUAAACGGGGUUUUGUUUCCUGGUGGAGGCUCAAACUUCGAUGACAAAUAUGGUUACGGCGAUGCCGCAGUACACAUACACCGAAUUGCGAAACAAAUGAACGACUUGGGGAAUUAUUUUCCAAUUCUUGGCAUAUGUUUAGGAUUCGAAGUGUUAACAUAUGCUAUGACUAAUCGUGACAAACAGAUCUUUACAAGAUGCGAGGCUGAGAAUAUUGCUCUUCCUCUCGUUUUUAUGAACGAUUAUCACGAAAGCAGAAUGUUCGGAAAUGUAUCGAACGAUAUCAUUGACAUGCUGAAGAACGAGAUGCUGACGUUUAAUGCCCAUCACAAUUGUGUCACGAUUAAACAACUACGCCAUUACAAUAUAAUGGAUAAAUUCAAAAUACUGUCUGUGAACUAUGACAAAAUUGGCGAAGAGUAUAUUUCAUCGUUCGAAACGAUCGGAUAUCCGUUCUACGGUUUGCAAUUUCAUCCAGAAAAAAAUCUAUAUGAAUGGAAGGAGGACCUAAAAAUUCCGCACGGAGAAAACGCGGCACGAGUCACUCAAUUCUUUGCGAAUUUUUUUGUGGACGAAGCACGGAAAAAUCACAACUACUUCACAAACGUUAAUGAAGAGGCUCAGUCUUUGAUCUACAAUUAUCCCGUACAGUACACGGCGCAGUACCAUUCUACGUUUGAACAAUGUUAUCUCUUUUACAAAAACGGUACCACACGAUAUUAUUGAGCAGCUUCAUUGGAUGAGUUAACACGCAAGCUGGUUUUGUUUCGUGUAGGUGACAAGUUAAUUCAUGACAAGGGCGGGAGCUGUAAACAACCUGUUAUAACAAACAAUACUCUACUUAAAUAAAAAUAACAUUUUUCUAUCACCAAAAGGACUAAUGUGCAAUUUUUAGAACAAUUUUGAUAUCAUAAAGAAAGUAUUGUAGACAGGAUCAACUGUAGCUACAAGUGAAAUAAACUAUUUGUGUUAUUCUAAAUCUUUAGAGAUGUUCUAACUUUUGAAUGUUAACACAGACUUAGGAUCAGUUUGACCAUUUGUCUGCAACAUAGGGACGACGGGGGAAAAGAUUGCUGUGGAAUAAGAAUAAAAUUGCUGUAAUGCAGUAUAA
This is a messenger RNA of Megalopta genalis, 1857 nucleotides long. RefSeq names its product gamma-glutamyl hydrolase. The record is from RefSeq and is a predicted model, not a curated record. Lineage: Eukaryota; Metazoa; Arthropoda; Insecta; Hymenoptera; Halictidae. Gene Ontology annotation, molecular function: gamma-glutamyl-peptidase activity. Gene Ontology annotation, cellular component: vacuole. Gene Ontology annotation, biological process: tetrahydrofolylpolyglutamate metabolic process.